This is a messenger RNA of Aspergillus aculeatinus CBS 121060, 778 nucleotides long. RefSeq lists its product as uncharacterized. The transcript has a single exon. Lineage: Eukaryota; Fungi; Ascomycota; Eurotiomycetes; Eurotiales; Aspergillaceae. The record is from RefSeq and is a predicted model, not a curated record. The coding region runs from base 230 to 742 and encodes 170 amino acids.
CGAAGCUGAGCAUCUUACCGCAGGUGGCUCUCUCGAACCCUGAUCAAUCUUAUUUAGGAGGACUGGCAUCCACCUUGCGAUCAACAAUCGGUAGCGAACAUGGGCACUAGAGAACGAGGGUCAGCACUCGGCCAGGCGGCGCAAGAGGCAGUGAGGGAGGCAAAAAGCAACUACCAGAGCACACUCAACCCUGCACUGUCUGUAGCGUUUGGGGUAUAGAUCAAGCAAAAUGAGAUCCCCGGGCUGCGGAUGCUGCGCUGCAUAUUCUGGUCUUCGAACAAAUUGUGGCGUCAGGAGCCCUUAUCAAUGGCAGAGAGGGAGAACACGGGCUGGUGGAGGACUUACAGUGGUAUAUCCAUGGCCGUUGUGCAUAAACUGGGGAAAUUCCUCGCCCCGGUUUGUAGCUGGCGCUGCAGUCUUCCAGGACCAGCGAUCAACUCAAUCAAGCCGAGAUCCGAGACCACACGGAGUAAACGCAAGCAGAUGCCAGCCGGGCCUCAGUAGUAGGCAUCGUAUUUCGCUGCCUCUGCUGCGUUCUUCCACAAAUGAGUCUCCAUCUUUGGCGGUGGAGGCUGGGGAAAGCUUAUAUAGGAGGCUUCGUGGUGAACACCUUCAGCCUUAUCUCUGCAACAUGCCUGGCUUCAGUGAGUCGAUCACGUGCUACAGUGUAGACAACGGCACGUUGAUUGAUGUCCCUGCAAUUCCUGCGAUUUCUUGCAGACUUCGGUGGCGCUGCGGAUGAUGAUGUUGCAGUGGUGAUUGUAGACUUUGGCCAUCG